Nicrophorus vespilloides is the source of this 1974-nucleotide messenger RNA. RefSeq names its product NF-kappa-B inhibitor cactus (gene cact). The transcript is spliced from 5 exons. Gene Ontology annotation, molecular function: protein binding. Bases 638 to 1888 code for a protein of 416 amino acids. The record is from RefSeq and is a predicted model, not a curated record. NCBI's taxonomy places the organism in Eukaryota, Metazoa, Arthropoda, Insecta, Coleoptera, Silphidae.
CUUCAGUUGCCCGAGAUAUCGAGUCGAAGUGUGCAGCGAAACGCGAGAGAAACGAGAAACGAAACGCCGAAGAGAGAAAAAAAAACAGAAAUACAUCCGAAUCAUUCUGUGUGCGUGCGUGUGUAUAUAUUAUAUAAAUACGUGUGCAACAAUCGCUCGAUUAAGUAGUAACAAUUUUUUUUUUCGUUGUUGUUGUUGUUAGUGCAUGAAUCGUGUGCUGAUGUGUUGUAGAAGGAGGCAAUGAUGCAACUGAUGAAAGAGAGAAUCGGUCAGCUGAGAAUAUAGUUUCGAGGAUCUAUCGAAAUCACACACUAAAUAUAUUUAUAUAUAUAUAUAGAAAGUAAAAAGAGAUUAAGGAACUGAAGAACGUUGAGGAAAAAAAAAAUUGUUCACGUUUGCUGGUGUUGUAUAGUUUUUGAAAAGAAGGAGCGCGCGUUCUCUUUUUCUUGCUGUUUUAGCAAUUUAUACGAACGAUCGUCGUUUGUUUGCGCGCACACGCGAAGAGUAGGCUGUUUGAAUUUCAAAACCACAAAAAUCAGAUCGCAGUAGUCGUUGUUGUUUUGUUCGGAAGAGCAAGUGACAGAAGAGUCAACAAAACAAAAAACAAAAGUUAACUGUCAUAUUUAACUGAUCCGGAAUGUCGGGGCCAAUUUCAGACACGCAGAAACUGACGUCGUCGUCGGAGGACGAGAAGUACCUGGAGUCGUCACGUACAGACAGCGGUUUCCUGUCUUCGGGCAACCUGCUGCUCUCAUCCAGUGAAAUCAUCGUCGAUACGCCGUCUACGUCUCACCAUCAUCAUCACCACAGCCAUCAACAGCAGCAUCAUCAUCAGAUCCAGGAUCAGCAGGAUUCUGGACUGAUAACGGACGUCGACGAGGAUUACGACCAUCAUCAACAGCAGGAACCGCAGAAACAGCAGGAAGUCUUGAUGCGUUUGGACAGCGGCAUCGACACGUGCACCACGCAGUUAUCCAGUCUCAAAUUGAAAAACCAAUUUCUGAACGACCUCAGCAGCUGCAACAAAACCAACACAACAACAUCAACCUGCACAGACGACAAGAAGAGGAUCAACGCGGAAACAAUAUCCUGGGAAAAAUUGUACCAGCAGGACGAAGAAGGCGACACGCAUCUUCACAACGCAAUCCUGAAGGGUGUCCUGGAUCAGGCGCUGGCGGUGAUAAGGGUGGCGCCGCACCCUUUCCUGCUGGACACGCUCAACGAUGACGCUCAGUCGCCGCUGCAUCUGGCUGUCGCGACCGGACAGUGGAAGAUCGCCCGAUGGUUGAUCGUCGCAGGGGCGCGUCCCUCGCCGCGAAACAUCUGCGGGGAUUCCCCGUUGCACCUGGCUGCGCGCAACGGCGACCUCGACUGCUGCAGAGCCAUCACCGAUCCCGUUCAGCAGCAGGAACGAGAUCUGCUCGGUCUCCGAUACCCGCCGAGCCCUUACCAGUACUGCGAGUUCGAUCAAUGGAAUUACGAUGGUCAAACGUGUGUACAUUUGGCAGCCCUGAACGGACACGUGGACGUGCUCAGGCACCUGGUGUGGUACGGGGCGGACAUCAACGCUCGCGACGGCUGCAGCGGUUACACGGCCCUCCAUUACGCGAUGCAGAGGAACGACGAGAAGCUGGUGCGUUUCCUCCUCACCGAAUGCAAAAAGUUGAACGUGCACGCCGUCACCUACGGCGGUCGCAGCGCCCUCCAACUCGGCAUCCCCGUCACGAAUAUCCUGAUGGACGCCCUCUCCGAUCGAGGCGUUUCCUCCUACCUGUCCAGCGAAGAAGAGGACAGCGAUUCUUCAGAUGAGAUGAUGUACGAGGAGCAGCAGCAGCAACAAAUGAACAGCAAUUUCCAUCCGAGUCUGCUGGUAGGAAGCAGCGCAUGAACGUGUAGCAACGAGCGAUGUUUGUAAACCGUUAGGGGGUUAGGAAACAAAUUGACAGUUGGAAAGGAAGAAACAAAAGAAGAAAA